AUGGAUUUUGAAUUGAGAAGAGCGAGAGAGAAGAUAGAGAAAGAGCAGAAGGAAAGAAAAGAGAAAGCGAGAUUGAAAGUUCAGAAGGAAAAGAAAGCCAAAGAGGAUGCUCGAAUUCAAAGGGAAGCCAUUGAAGCUGCUCAACGAUCUCGUCGUAUUGAUGCCGCUGAAGCUCAACUCAAGGCUGACCAACAGAUGCAAGAAAACCUACUUGCUGGGAGGGGAAUUGUUUUUUAUCGUUUACUAGAAGCUGUUCCCUAUCAAGGUAGUGGAGAUAAGAUCAAAUUGCCUCCUUCUUGUUUUACAGACUUGUCUGAUCAUGGAGCUCUUGAUAAGGGACCGAUGUACUUUCAGUUAUCAUUAACUCACAAGGACGGUUCUUCAGGCAUUCAAGGUACCAACGAAGAGAAAACGGGAACCACCCAUUCAGGAGUUUUAGAAUUCACUGCUGAUGAAGGUUCAGUGGGUCUUCCUCCACAUGUAUGGAAUAAUUUGUUUUGUGAAGGUUCUAUUAUGGAAUCUCCAUUGGUUGAAGUCCGCUAUGUUUGGCUUCCAAAAGGGACUUAUGCGAAACUUCAACCUGAAAGAGUAGGAUUUUCUGAUUUGCCAAACCAUAAGGCUAUCCUUGAAACAAGUCUUCGGCAGCAUGCUACUCUCUCUCAAGGUGACAUUUUCAUUGUAAACUAUGGAGAACUUGAAUACAAAUUGAAGGUGCUUGAGUUAAAACCUUCUUCAAGUGUAUCUGUUUUAGAAACAGAUAUUGAAGUUGACAUAGUUGACCCGAUUGAAUUCUCAGAACAGACUCAUCAACAUGUUUUGAUUCCAGUUGUAUUUCGGACGCCACAAACCGGAACAGUAGAAGAAGGAAAGUUUGUGUAUUACAAGUUUUCAAUAGACAAUGAUACUUGGGAGAAAAUUUCUAGUGGGAGUUCUAGUAUCGAGGUAAAGUUAGAAUCAGACACAGGUGAGGGAGAUACUGAUCUUUUCAUUUCUAGACAUCCUCUAAUAUUUCCCACACGACACCAGCAUGAGUGGUCUUCCCAUGAUAUUGGAUCAAAGACUUUGAUUCUCAGCUCUAAAGAUAAAAGUUUGGCUGCUGGGACUUACAGUAUUGGUGUAUACGGAUAUAAAGGAACGACCGAGUACAAGCUAUCAGUCACGAUUCAAGAUAAUUUAAACCAAAAAUUGGGUCAGCAAGCAUCAUCUUCCAUGUCAUCCAUGGAAUUGGAUACUGAACAAUGCAGGAAUUGUAGGCAUUACAUACCCUCAAGAACUAUUGCACUACAUGAAGCUUACUGUAGCAGGCACAACGUUACUUGCCAGCAUGAAGGGUGUGGAGUUGUUCUUAGAAUCGAGGAGUCAAAAAAUCACAUUCAUUGUAACAGGUGUGGUCAAGCUUUCCAGCAGGUGGAAUUGGAAAAGCACAUGAAAGUUUUUCACGAGCCACUUAAAUGCCCUUGUGGAAUAGUACUUGAGAAAGAGCAAAUGGUGGAACAUCAAGCAUCAGUUUGCCCCUUGCGACUAAUUUCAUGCCGGUUUUGUGGUGAUAUGGUUCAAGCUGGAAGUUCAGCCAUGGAUGUCCGUGACAGGUUAAGAGGAUUGUCUGAGCAUGAGAGUGUUUGUGGGUCAAGGACUGCACCAUGUGAUUCUUGUGGGCGUUCCGUGAUGUUGAAGGAGAUGGACAUACACCAGAUUGCUGUUCAUCAGAAAGGCUAA
Messenger RNA from Lathyrus sativus (Indian pea), 1716 nucleotides. The record is from the annotation of a GenBank genome assembly. Lineage: Eukaryota; Viridiplantae; Streptophyta; Magnoliopsida; Fabales; Fabaceae.